Molecule: messenger RNA, 2042 nt
Organism: Dentiscutata erythropus
Lineage: Eukaryota; Fungi; Glomeromycota; Glomeromycetes; Diversisporales; Gigasporaceae
Source: the annotation of a GenBank genome assembly
CUCCUUAUCACCCACGUAACAUUAUGGAAGAUAAGCCUUCUGAUCAGUCUUCUCGUUGGUCAAGUAAAAGUAACGAUCAAAUGCAAUAUGUACUUAUUAAAAUUGUCUCGAUGGCCAUUGUUCGUAUCCUUUUUAUUAAACAGCCCAUAGCAUUACAUUUGGAAAAUAUCAUAAAGGUUUAUGGAGGGCUGACAUCAAACAAUAUGAUUGAAUUACUUCAUAGCGGGCUACGAAAUAAUUCUCGAUCAGAAACUUUUCGGUUGAAGCAUAGAACAAAUCAAGUGCUAUUGCCAUGCCAAUAUAUUAAAAUAGUUCCAUUAGCUGCUUAUGGUCCAGAUUUUAAUUUUAGUAUAUGGUAUAUUGAACUGAAAGGCGUUCAGAGUCCUGAAAUUGUUCAACAGUUCCGUGAAAAUGAAGCGAUACGUCUUUGCCUAAAACAUUUUCGCCAACGAAAUUAUUUGGAUGCUUUUAAUGCAUUACAGUCAAAGACCAAGACGCCUCUUGAAGAUCCUUUCAUUACUGAGCUAUAUGAGCAGAUAGUCUCAAACGGUGAUUUUCAAAUGGCUGAAGAUACUAUGAUCAAUGCUGCCGAAAAAGGACUUUUUGAUGAAUAUAUUCGUAAUUGCCCAUAUAAUUAUUUUUGGAAAAAAAUUGAAGCUACUGAUGCUUGUGGAGUCUCUCCAUGUACACGAGGUGGACAUCAAAUGUGUAUUGACGUUGAGGCAGGUCAAAUUUAUUUAUUAGGAGGUUGGGAUGGUAAUAAUAACUUGGCUGAUUUUUGGAGUUAUGAUAUAAAUCCAAAAAAAUGGAAUCUCAUUAGUCAUAAUACCAGAGAACAAGGAGGUCCUGGUCCAAGAUCAAAUCACAAGAUUUGCCUGGAUCAUAUCAUGAAGCGAAUAUACGUUUUUGGCCGAUUUAUUGGUCGUGGCUCUCGUGCUAAUGCGAAUUUUAAUUCAGAUUUCUAUAGCUAUGAUAUAAUAAAUAAUCAAUGGAUCAAACUAUGUGACAACACUGCGCUUGUUGGUGGGCCUUCGUUAAUUUAUGAUCAUCAAAUGUGUAUCGAUUCGGAAGCCCAAAUGAUUUACGUAUUUGGAGGACGCACUGUACAUCCUGAUACAGAACCUUUUACUUAUAGUGGCUUGUAUAGUUAUAAUAUACGGUCUAACGAAUGGAAGUUAAUAAGGUCUAACGAUGAGUCAAAUAGUGAUUAUGUUCCACUUAAAUCACGUAUUGGACAUUCAAUGUUAUUGGAUCAGAAUGAAAAAUUGUUAUUCAUAAUAGGGGGUGAUCGUGAUAAUACGUUUUUGAAUGACUUUUUAAUUUACGAUAUUAAUGCUGGCUUGGUUCACGAGUUAAUCGCCGAUUACGCGACACAAGAGGAUCAUGAUUCUGUUUUCACACAGCGUACAACUUUUGAUAUGGAUACACAGGAAUUUUACGUUCUUUCUGGUCUGAAAGAUAAGAGAGACAAAAGAUCUCAAACUAUUAAAAAUUCGUUUUGGGUAUAUGAUCUACGACUAGAUAAAUGGACAAAGAUAUAUCAAAGUGAAGUCUAUGGUGCUCAAUAUUGGGAAAGUGAUGAAACAAUUGAGCCGCGGCCGAGAUAUGCGCAUCAGAUGGUGUAUGACAACAUUAACAAAGUUCAAUAUGUAUUUGGUGGAAGAGCUGUUGAAACAGAUGUACUUAAGCAACAAAGACUGGAUGACUUUUGGGAAUUACAUUUAGUCAGACCAAAACCUGAAGAUUUAUUACGGCGUAUUCAAUUCCAGAUAAGAAAGCAAAAAGAGAUGUGUUAUGAGGGCGAUACAGUUAAAGCACUUAAAUACCUUCAAGUUCAACUUAGUCAAGUCGUAGAUCAUUCAAUUGAGGCCGAAAGUGCUGAAUUUCGUGAAUUGACUUCGUACCUGUUUCACAACAUUGAAGAUAAAACCCCCAGUUCUUUCAAUUUACGUACAGAAUUAUUUGAGAAUCUUUUAGAAUUUUUUCCAGAUACAAUGAAACAGCCAAAAGACAAUCUAAUUGAUUUAGUGAAAAUCGAGUAG